Cajanus cajan (pigeon pea) is the source of this 3249-nucleotide messenger RNA. The record is from RefSeq and is a predicted model, not a curated record. Lineage: Eukaryota; Viridiplantae; Streptophyta; Magnoliopsida; Fabales; Fabaceae.
AUGCGCUCAAAACCAGCAGGGUUGGGUCGCGCUCAACGAGGCGCACCAAACCCUACGUUCGUCGAAGAAUUUGGUCGCCGGCCGGCGGCGGUGUACGAGGAGGUUUAUAUUGGGAUACUGUCUGAUUUUGUUGCUCAGGCACAACAUCAUUAUGCUAUAGGUUUGAAGAUAUUGAAUCAACUAGUUUCUGAGAUAAAUCAGCACAAUCCUGGAUUACCUGCCACACGUCAACGUAGGAUAGCAAGCUCUUUUAGGGAUCACUCACUUUUUCAGAUAUUCCAGAUAUCAUUAACUUCUCUCUUCCAGUUAAAAGCUGAUGUUGGGAGCAAGUUGCAGGAACUGUCUCUUAUGCUUUCUCUUAGUUGUUUGUCUUUCGAUUUUAUGGGGACAUCAUAUGACGAAAGUUCAGAUGAGAUUGGUACUGUUCAGGUUCCAUCUGCUUGGAAGCCUACCCUUGAGGAUUCCUCAACAAUGCAAAUAUUUUUUGAUUAUUAUGCAAUGAAUCAAACGUUUUCAAAAGAGGCAUUGGAGUGCUUGUUGCGGCUUGCUUCUACUAGACGAUCAUUGUUUUCCAAUGAUACUGCUCGAAUGAAGUUUCUGUCACACUUAAUGCAGGGCACGAAAGAAACUUUGCAAACUGGAAUAGGUCUUGCCGAUCAUGAUAACUAUCAUGCCUUUUGUCGUCUUCUUGGCCGUUUUAAAGCAAAUUAUCAGUUAUCAGAACUAGUGAAUGCUGAAGGCUAUAGUGAAUGGAUACGCUUAGUAGCAGAGUUUACAUUGAAAUCUUUGCAUUCUUGGAAGUGGGCUGGCAGCAGUGUUUACUACCUUCUAAAUUUAUGGUCUAGAUCAGUGACGUCUGUGCGGUAUCUUAAGAGUGACAAACCUAACCUGCUAGAUGAAUAUGUGCCUAAAGUUAUAGAAGGGUUUGUAUCAUCAAGAUUUGAUUCAUUGCAGUCUGAACUAUCUGAUGAACUUGGUGAAAACCCACUUGACAAUGUUGAAGUACUUCAAGAUCAGCUUGAAUUUUUUCCUUUCCUCUGUAGAUUUCAGUAUGAAAGUUGCAGUUCGUAUUUGAUGAAGAUAGUGGAGCCUAUCAUGAAAAGCUAUUUGGAAGCAAAUCAUCAACUCCACGUAGAUAGUUAUGAACUCUCCAUAACCGAAUCCAAACUUGCUUGGUUUACACACAUAGUUGCUGCAAUUCUCAGAACAAAACAGAUUUCUGGUUCUAGUGGAGAAUCACAUGAGAUACUUGAUGCGGAGAUUUCUGCAUGUGUUUUGCAGUUGAUUAAUAUUUCUGACAGUGGAUUUCACAGUAAGAGAUAUGGAGAUCUAAGCAAGCAAAGACUUGAUCGUGCUAUCCUAACUUUCCUACAGCAUCUUAGAAGGUGUUACAUUGGUGACCAGGCUGUUUUUUCUUCCAAGCAGUUAUAUACCCGGCUGUCUGAACUUCUUGGACUUCAUGAUCAUCUACUACUACUAAAUGUUAUUGUGGGAAAGAUAACUACUAACCUUAAGAACUACACUAAGUGCAAAGAGGUUAUUGAUCAUACCUUAAAUCUCUUUCUGGAAAUGACAUCUGGGUACAUGUCAGGAAAGCUGCUGCUUAAAUUGGAUACUGUUAAACACAUAAUUUCGAAUCAGAAUAGGGACCAGUUCCCUUUCAUAGAAAAUUGGGAAUGUUUCCGCAGCAGAACAACACUGUACUAUACUAUUGGCAUAUUGAUAUUCUUAGAAGAUAGCCUAUUGAAAUUUAAAUCUGCAAUGGAGCCUUUCCUACAGGUUUUGGUUAGAUUGGAAUCAACAUCUGAAGCACUGUUCCAAUCAGAUGCUGUAAAAUAUGCAUUCAUUGGGUUGAUGCGAGACCUUCGAGGAAUAGCAAUGGCAACUAAUAGCCGUAGAACGUAUGGAUUCCUUUUUGAUUGGCUUUAUCCUGCACACAUGCCCCUUCUUUUGAAAGGAAUUACACAAUAUGCUGAUAUUCCCGAGGUAACAACUCCAUUAUUGAAAUUGAUGGCCGAACUAGUGCUGAACAAAUCCCAGCGAUUGAGUUUUGAUUCUUCUUCUCCUAAUGGGAUACUGCUUUUCCGAGAAGUUAGUAAAUUAGUUGUUGCUUAUGGAUCAAGAAUUUUACCUCUUCCUAAUAAAGCAGAUAUGUACACAUCCAAAUAUAAGGGAAUAUCAAUUUGUUUGAUAAUUCUUACACGAGCAUUAUCAGGGAACUUUGUCAACUUUGGUAUUUUUGAACUUUAUGGUGACAGAGCACUUGUUGAUGCUCUUGAUAUCACUGUAAAGAUGAUAUUAUCAAUUCCUUUGACUGAUAUAUUGGCAUUUCGGAAGGUUGCAGCAGCUUACUUUGCAUUCUUGGAGACUCUCUUCUGUAGUCAUUUGUCAUUUGUUCUGAGUUUGGAUAAAACUGCAUUUAUGCUUGUUGUUGGAUCUCUUGAAUCAGGCCUUAAAGAUUUGAGUGAGAAAAUAUCAUCACAGUGUGCCUAUGCUAUCGACCACUUGGCUACAUUCUAUUUCACCCAAGUUACUGUUGGAGAGUCGGUUACCUCACCAGCUACUCUUAAUGUAGCUGGACUCAUUUCUGAUUGCGCUGAGCUUUUCUCUAGAAUAUUGCGAACCCUAUUUGAAGUUGUUAUAUUUGAGGACCGUGGCAAUCAGUGGACUCUUAGCCGAGCAAUUCUGAGCAUGAUACUAAUCAGUGAAGAGAUGUUCACAAAUGUCAAGGCUCAAAUUUUGGCUUCAUAUCCACCAGACCAACACCAGCGGCUUUCAUUGUGCUUUGCCAAACUUAUGACAGAUGUGACACUCAGCUUGGAUGGAAAGAACAGGGACAAAUUCUCUCAGAACCUGACCAGAUUUAAGUCUGAGUUUUGUGCCAAAUAAUUUUGGCCACCAUAUUGUAUUUGCUGCUUAUAUAUUUAGGGUCCUGUACAUCUUUUACCAUGACUCAUUUUUGUUUUUAUGGGAGGGGAUGCCAUUUUUUCUUUUUUCCAGUGGUGGGGGAUUUGUUUGAUGAAAGGCCUGCUGGCAUAUUGGCACUCCUUUUAUUAAAAAGCAGGGAGAGAAUAUAGCAAUUCCUAGUUGAACAGGCUAUUUUGAUAUAAGCGAGGCUUAAAUGCCCUGGAUGAAACCAUUUAAAGUAGCUGAAAAAUUGCUAAAUUGAAUGGGAAUUUGUAAAUUGUUUGUAUAAUUCAUUUAACAUGCUAGAGCUUUAAAUAUAUGAUAAUUUGUUAAUACUUCAUU